This is a messenger RNA of Artibeus jamaicensis (Jamaican fruit-eating bat), 3768 nucleotides long. RefSeq names its product Rh associated glycoprotein (gene RHAG). The record is from RefSeq and is a predicted model, not a curated record. The transcript has 10 exons. The coding region runs from base 221 to 1510 and encodes 429 amino acids. Gene Ontology annotation, biological process: ammonium transmembrane transport; ammonium homeostasis. Gene Ontology annotation, cellular component: plasma membrane. Lineage: Eukaryota; Metazoa; Chordata; Mammalia; Chiroptera; Phyllostomidae. Gene Ontology annotation, molecular function: ammonium channel activity.
AAUACACUUCGAGCCAACACUGAGGGCAAUUUGAUUACAGAGCAUAAUUCUUCCCAGUGGGUGGGACGUUUUAACCAGACUUGCCCACUUUUUUUCUUGCAGUAUCAUUGGAGUGUCUUUAACGUGCAGGCUAAUAUCACACACAGAGCAGCCCCUCCCUGUUUAUCAACCUCCCACAGCCUGUGAAGCACUCAGUGUGCCUCUGGCCUUUGCCACAAACAUGAGGUUCAAAUUCCCUCUCAUGGCCAUUGGCCUGGAGGUUGGUAUGAUUGUUUUAUUUGCAUUCUUUGUUGAGUAUGAAGUGGAUCAGGACAUUUACCAGCAUCCCAAUAGCACCAUGGCACAAAAUGUGGACGGAUUCAUUGAGUUGUACCCUGUAUUUCAAGAUGUGCAUGUUAUGAUAUUCCUUGGGUUUGGCUUCUUCAUGACCUUCCUGAAGAAAUAUGGCUUCAGUAGUGUGGGCAUCCACCUGUUGAUUGCUGCCCUGGGCCUCCAAUGGGGCACUCUGGUACAGGGGAUCCUGCACAGCCAUGGACAGAACAUUCACAUUGGAAUAAAAAACAUGAUAAAUGCAGACUUCGGUACAGCCACAGUUAUGAUUUCUUUUGGAGCUGUCCUAGGAAAAAUAAGUCCAGUCCAAAUGCUGAUCAUGACAAUCAUAGAAAUUACUGUCUUUGCUGGCAAUGAAUAUCUGAUUUCUGAGGUGUUUAUGGCCUCUGACAUUGGAGCGUCCAUGACGAUUCAUGCCUUCGGGGCCUACUUUGGCUUGGCUGUAACGGGUGUGCUGUAUCGGCCAGGCCUGAGAAGGGGUCAUGACAACAAGGACUCUGUGUACCUCUCGGAGUUGUUUUCAAUGAUUGGUACUCUUUUCUUAUGGAUAUUUUGGCCCAGCUUUAAUUCAGUCUUUGCUGAUGUUGGAGAAAAGCAGUACAAGACCAUCGUCAACACAUACUUCUCCCUUGCUGCCUCCGUACUCACAGCCUAUGCCUUCUCCAGCCUCGUGAACCACCGAGGCAAGCUGGACAUGGAACACAUUCAGAAUGCCAGCCUCGCUGGGGGAGUUGCCGUGGGCACCUGUGCGGCCAUGGAGAUCCACCCGUGCAUCGCUAUGAUCAUUGGGAGCGUUGCCGGAAUGGUCUGCGUGAUUGGAUUUGAGUUUCUGACGCCAAUUUUUGCUAGUGAACUGAGGAUCCAAGACACAUGUGGGGUUCAUAACCUGCAUGGUUUACCUGGUGUGAUAGGAGGCCUUGCGGGCAUUGCGGCAGCGGCCUUGGGAGCAUCUGACGUGUCUACCCCUGCCAUGCAAGCAGCGGCUCUAGGUUCUUCCAUUGGAACAGCAGCUGUUGGAGGGCUGAUCACAGGCUUAAUUCUCAAGUUUCCCAUCUGGGGACAGCCACCUGACCAGAACUGCUAUGAUGAUUCUGUUUUUUGGGAGGUCCCUAAAUGGAGAGAACAUGACAAUUAUUUCUAUGAGCUUAGCGGCCACAACCGGUUGGAACCUGACCCCUAAUACCAUUCCUCUACCUCAACUUCCUGUCUCUUUAUCUGCAAUAAACUCAAAUUUAAACAAACAUAAAGCAUCCAGCAAGAGUACGGACAGGAAUGGAAGAUGCUGAGCCCCAAGUGUUUAGUGUAAAAAUGUCUUAACAUAAUCUGUUGUUGUCUCUUGAUAUUCAUUGAUGGUUUAGUUGAGGAACUAUGACUCAUAAAACAGAUGGUCGAGACUAAUCUUGGCCAGUGGGUAGGUACAAGGUGAACGUUUGAUGUAUGUUCAUGUGAUUUUUCCCCAUGGAGGUAGAAUUACAUAGAAUCAACACUUUCUAAACAUGUCAGUUUCUUAAAUGUAGUUAUAAAACUGGAGCCAAUGAAAUAAUGAUGUAUAUAAGAAUUAUGUAUAGAAAGACUAGCCUUAGUUGCCAAUGUUUCUAUCUCAUCAAGAAAGGACAUCAAAAAAGGAAAAACUGCCAACUGUUGUCAUUUCAUCUUAAAAGAAAAAGAGGAGUCUAAUAUCACAAAAAUGGGGAGGACAUAGAUUCAGGAUAAAAGACAAUCAUUUCAAUUGAAUAAAAUUUACCCUGCAUAAUAAUAAAAUAAAAUAAAAACAAUAAAGUAUCAACACUUGUACUUAAAAAAAAAGACUUCAAGGAAGCUCCACCUACUUUACUUCCUGAGUUGGGGUUUACAUGCAAACCUAAUUAGUUCUCUCUAACCUCUUUCUCCCUCAGAUCUCCAGAGAAACAUGCAUAUACAUUCACAUACAUCAAUACAUACAAUGUAUUCAUCACUGUACCUGUACAUAGCACAGGUUCAAAAAAGAUGUAUAAAAAUUGUAUGUAUGUAAAGCAAUAAUAUAAUUGUUUUUGGUAGCGCUUUCUUGAUUUUAAAAAUUGUUGAGUUAGUAAUGUUAUAUCUUUGCUUGAAUAUUCUUUUGCUUAAUUUCUUUUGUAUGUAUACUACUUGAAUAUAUAGCUCAAAUACUAUCUGACUGAAGUCUAUGUUGUAUUCCAAUGGCUUAAAUAUUAUUAUAAAAUAAAGAAUCAGUCUUUGGCUCUGGUUUCUUUGGAGGUUAAAAUUUAUUUUAUUAACAGCAACAUAGUAUUAUCUUUUAAUGAAAGUCCUGAAGUAUAAACAUAAACAGUGUAUCCUAGAAAUCAUCCUCCAGCUUUCUGCCUGGGAAAAUCUGUUAAGUGACUCCUCCUCCCCUAGUAUGAGGAGGGGGAAGUUUCCAGAAGAUUUUGGGCUGUUCUUAAAGUUCUUGCAGGUCAUUCUCUCACUAGCACAUGAAAUCAAAAGGUCAUGAGUCCAGAAGUGCAUUUAAAGUAUUUGCUUAUGAACUCCCUCAGUCAGAACAGAAAAGCCAUUAAAGUACUGUCUCAAUUUUUCUGCCUUUGACCAAAAAGUAAAGAAAACCAAAAAAGCUCAUAUUCAAAGGGAAAACUGAUUACUUUAAUCUAGUAUUUUAACAGUUGUUCUGGAUAUGGGGAUUUUUAUUACUUCCUGUUCAUAAAAUUUAUAACACAGAUUGUUGUGUAAUAAUAGCCUUUAAUUUGGGGUCAAAUCUUUAUUAUUUGUUAUGAGUAAGCAUAAAUGGCAGACCAGAGGUGAAUAGCACAGAAUCAGUCAUUGCUAAAUUAUUUGUGAAUGUAUUGUUCAGCAUUGUUAUUUUUGAAGCACACAGCAUUACUAAUUUUCCUAAUUGUAUUUCAGUGUUGGUGGUGUGUGUGUGGGUGUGUGACCACAAAGCUUCUGUACAAAAUUUAAUUCUGAAAUGUCUUUAGAAAAGUUAAGGCUGAAGAUAGGAAGAGAAAGUGGGCCAGGAAUAAUAGAUGGUUCUUUUUUGUGUGUGGUUCUUACUGUGAUCAUAGGAAAAAAAACAAAACAAAAGAGUGUUGUCUGGAUUUGUCACUAAACAUUGUUCUGCUUUCAUUUAAAUUCCAAAUGUAUGAACAGAAUGAGACAAUCAGUUAAAACCAGAAAUAAGAGGUGUCACAAACUUAAUGGCCUUAUUUUGCUAUAGCAAUAAAAUGACCAAGAAUCAUCUUUUGAAAGUUGCUGCUAUGGAUAUUUUUAGCUAUAAAAAUUUACCUUUGUUUUCACCUGACCUGUCUUCUGUAAUUACAACAUAAUAUAGUUGGUGUUGUGGUAUGCUAACAAUUCAAGGUGGGUGGGAAAAUUUUUAUAUAUUUUACCAGAAAGGCAAAACUCAAUGACUUGUUUAUAGGUGCCGUAAACAAGCAUGCUUCUCCUUCAAAAAGAAAAAUUAAUAAU